AUGGCUGUGGAGACUUUUGUAAACUCCAGUUUUCUGCAGAUCUUUUUAUGGGAACGUUUCAAAGGGAUAGAGGUAUCUCCACUCCCUUAUUCAAAGGCUGAGUCACUGGUUGCUUCGGACGAGAAUUCCUACAUGCCGGGUAGUCUUCCUCUGAUCUGUAGAUGGUCCCGUCGCAUGCAACGGAAGGGCCAAAACUUUUUAGAGCUGCUGGACGAUGUUGAGCAAUUUAUUUUCCGUCCCUAUUGUGCCUCAUCAGAGGGCUUUAGAACGCCGGGGAAAAGUGCUGUACAUGGGAAACGGAAGCGCGAGGAAAGCUGCAGCGCCGAGAAAAGGCAAGCUGUAAAAGGGCCGAAAAGGUUCAUCCCCAAGGUAGCAGCAAGUGGUCCUCCUAGCUCAAGAAAAGUUGCCUUGCCGGAGCCUUUACAGCAGCAGCCUGUAGCUUCCGGCAGCAGCGAGCGAGCAGCUCCAAAGCUUCAUCUCCUCACAGUAAGUACUUCCCAAAGUAAAGGCAAGGGUAAGGGGUUUUCCGUGACCCCGAAACGUCGAAGCAUGCGUAUUCUUGAAACGCGGUUUGCUAAUACCCGUAAGAAUAAAGGUGAAGACUCGGGACCCAAAGUAAUGGUGACGGUUGAUGAUAAUAGUGAUGAUGAUAGUGAUGACAAUGGCGCUGCGGGGACUGAGAUUAACAUUCAUGAGCAAGAGAGCGCUCGCGAUACGAGUGGCAUGGAUGAGGACCUUGAUGAAGGCCAAUACGAUAGUCACGACGAAGACACCUAUCCGGCCUUCGGCACUAGCUUGGGGGAGCUCGAUGGCUCAGAUACAACUCCUGCUUUGACUAGCGAUUGUGGACAGCGCGUCGAUGUUGAACUGGUCGUGCCCACCAUUGAAGGCACGAUAGGUGCUCCAUCGGAGGCUGAUUUUGCUCUUCCCACUACUGUCGCUGAAGCUGUCCUGAGCCUUCCGGCGGUGCAACCUCCUCCUUCUCCUAAUCCAUGUACUCCUGACAUGGCUGUUGACGCCUCUCCGCCACUUCCAACAGUUUCCUCCUAUUUCUCCAAUUCCGAACGCACCUGA
Prunus armeniaca (apricot) is the source of this 1074-nucleotide messenger RNA. Lineage: Eukaryota; Viridiplantae; Streptophyta; Magnoliopsida; Rosales; Rosaceae. The record is from the annotation of a GenBank genome assembly.